This is a messenger RNA of Empidonax traillii (willow flycatcher), 315 nucleotides long. Its product is annotated as C-type lectin domain family 4 member D-like. The record is from RefSeq and is a predicted model, not a curated record. NCBI's taxonomy places the organism in Eukaryota, Metazoa, Chordata, Aves, Passeriformes, Tyrannidae. The coding region runs from base 1 to 267 and encodes 88 amino acids. The transcript has 2 exons.
AUGUGCUGCCCAAAGGACUGGAAAAGGUUUCAAAACAGCUGCUAUUUUCUGUCCCUUGAUAAGAUGUCCUGGGCUGAGAGUGAGCAGAACUGCACUGGGAUGGGCUCCCAGCUGGUGGUGAUCAACAAUGAGGAAGAGCAGGUUUUCCUCUCUGGAGAGAUAAAACAAGGUACAAGAGGACUGAAUUUCUUCAUUGGUCUGCGAGCAGAGAUUAAGGAUCAGUGGCAGUGGGUGGACAAGACUCCCUAUAAUGUGACAGCAGCGUGAGUAUCCCUGGCUGGAGAGUGAUUGGUGUGGCUCCUGGUAGUGCAAGAA